Morus notabilis is the source of this 2041-nucleotide messenger RNA. RefSeq names its product AAA-ATPase At5g17760. The coding region runs from base 105 to 1616 and encodes 503 amino acids. The record is from RefSeq and is a predicted model, not a curated record. NCBI's taxonomy places the organism in Eukaryota, Viridiplantae, Streptophyta, Magnoliopsida, Rosales, Moraceae. The transcript is spliced from 2 exons. Gene Ontology annotation, molecular function: ATP binding; ATP hydrolysis activity.
ACCCCAAAGCAAAGCAAAGCAAAGCAAAGCACACUUCUUCUUCUUCUUCUUCUUCAAAAUCUCAAAACUUAACCAAACGCCAAGGGAAAAAAAAAAAGAAAAACAUGUUCUUCACAAAAGAAAUGCCUUCCCCAUCUUCACUCUUCUCUGCCUAUGCUUCCAUGGCUGCCUCAAUGAUGCUAUUUAGGUCCAUGAUCAAUGAGCUCGUGCCACACCCUGUUAGAGGCUACCUUCUCUCAACUCUCCGCUACUUCUUCAAAGCCCACACUCCAAUUCUCACACUGGUCAUCGACGAGGCCAACGGCAUGAGCCGAAACCAAGUGUUCGACGCCGCUUCGGUCUACCUCUGCACCAAGAUCAGUCCCAAAACAGAACGGCUUAAGAUCAGCAAAACCCCCAAGGAGAAGAACUUGAAGAUUCGUCUCGAGAAGGGCGAGAAGGUGGUGGAUUUCUACGAUGGGAUUGAGCUCCAAUGGAAGUACGUCUGCUCGGAGCCUGAAAAGAACAGCCCCGGCGACCCUUAUUUUCCGAGGUCCGAAAAAAGGUUCUUUGAGCUGAGUUUUCACAAGAGACACCAGCAAAAAGUGCUAAACUCUUACGUGCCUUUCAUACUUGAAAAGGCCAAAGCGAUCGGUGAUGAAGAGAGGGUGUUAAAGAUGUACACUCUAAACAAUUCUUUCCACAAUUGCGGUGGCAUGAAGUGGGAGUCGAUCAAUCUCGAACACCCUGCGAAUUUCGACACACUGGCCAUGGAGCCCGGUUUGAAGGCCUCGGUUAUUGAGGAUCUCAACAGGUUUGUGAAAAGGAAGGAGUUUUACAAGAGAGUUGGGAGGGCUUGGAAACGCGGGUACUUGCUGUAUGGCCCGCCCGGGACCGGUAAAUCGAGCUUGGUCGCCGCAAUGGCUAAUCACCUGAAAUUUGACGUAUAUGAUUUGCAGCUUGCAAAUAUUGUCCGAGAUUCCGACCUGAGAAAGCUGCUUCUGGCUACGGCUAAUAGGUCCAUCCUUGUGAUCGAAGACAUUGAUUGUAGUGUGGAUUUGCCCGAUCGCCGCCAAAAUGAAGGAAGAAAGAAACCUGAUCAUAACCAACAAGAUAGUAGCGCUCGAGCAUCUUUGACAUUAUCUGGACUGCUAAACUUCAUAGAUGGAUUGUGGUCUACUUGUGGAGAUGAAAGAAUCAUCAUAUUCACCACAAACCACAAGGACAGGCUAGACCCGGCUCUUCUGCGACCUGGUCGCAUGGACAUGCAUAUUCAUAUGUCUUACUGUACUUACCAUGGUUUCAAGCUUUUGGCCUCAAAUUACUUGGGAAUCCAUGGCAGCCACAUGCUGUUCGGAGAGAUUGAAGCCUUAAUGCAGGAAGCGGAGGUGACACCAGCCCAAGUUGCGGAGGAGUUGAUGAAGAGUGAGAACACUGAUGUUGCGCUUGAAGGACUUGUCAAGCUUCUCAAACGGAAGAAAAUGGAAGGCGAUGAAUGCGAUGAAAAGGCCAAAAACAAUGCCGAGACUCUAGGAGCGAAGAGGCAGAAAGUAGAGAAGAAGCGAAAACCAUCAGUAAGGAAUACUAGAAGAAAGACCGUCACAAGAAGGAGAGGUAAUUUGCAGUCAUUAAUGUAAAGCACCUUAUACGCUUAGAAACUCUGGGGAUGAAAAUCUGUCAAAUGCUGAUAUAGAAGUAGGAGUAAUGGUGGAUUGUGCUUAGUUUCUGCGUUCUCUGGGAAAUGGUAGUACAUUUCUACAUAGGAAUCAAGGUGGGAAAGUGAACGAGCAUUUGUCAUAUAAGUAUUAAUAUGAUUGAGAUUAGUAAUAGCAAGUCCUUAGUUGUGGGAACUACUUUUGGAAAAACCAAUGUUUACAUUAAAUUUGUUGGGGAAACCAAUGAUAUAAAUUAGUAAACCAAUGAAAAAUAAUCUAAAUUUGAAGGGCUGCAAUAUAUUUAAACGUUCUUUCCCAUUUUCACCAGCGAUGAGAACCCCAAAACCCAUCACCGGAGCAAGGAAGUGAUUAUGAAAUUAUGAGCUAAAAAAAAAGAAAUCAGUUAU